UCGCGGUCAGUUGCGUUUUCUAAUCAACCCAGCCCAGCCCAGCCCAGCUGCCGCCUAUUGAACUUCUAUUAAACGUCUCAGGCUCUUCAGGUUCCCGUCACUCCACCCAGUCGCCAUCUCUGUAACAUAUGCUGGUACCUCGCCUCGAGCGUUGUCAAUAUUCUCAGCCCGGACUUUCUAAAUCUGGACAGCUCCCGCCUGCACUUGUAUCACACCACAAUCCUUGCGCCACUCGCAUCCUCAACUGUGGGCUCGGAUCGUUUUAACAAACCAUUCAGAGUGCCGUUAGAAGGCGCUUGUGACUUACACCAACGCUUCAAAUAGCCUGACAACGCCCCCCUCCGGCAUGGUUCACCAUGCCGUCCAAAGAGAGGGCUGUAGUUGACGUUGACGUUGACGUUGACGUUGAUGUUGACGACCGUCCACGUGAGACCCGAUCUCGAACCAAGACCGAGAAGAAAGAGAGAGACCGGGACAGAGACAGAGAUCGGGAACGAGAGAGGCAUAAAGACCGUGACCGCGACCGAGACCGAGACCGCGACCGAGAGAAGGAUAAGGGCAGGGAACGUGACAAGGAAUCCUCGUUAUCCUCGUCUCGGCCUCACAAGUCCUCGCGCUCCUCCAAAUCCAAACCGACGGAUAGCGAGACGAACUCACGAUCUCACCGCCGACACAGAACCAAGGACAAGGAGAGAGAGAGAACCAAAGACGAUCGAGGCGACCCGCCAACUGCCUCCGCAAUGGCUUACCUCGUACCGGAGCUCUCAAGGACUCAUUUGUCCAGCACCACGGAUCGAGUCAGUCUGCCAUACCCGACCUUUAGCAAGGCACAUAGCAAGGAAUACAUACAGAGCAAGGACGAUGUGACGAUGCGGGCGGGACGAGGCACUGAUCCGCUCACACCUGAGCCCACGGACUUGGGAAGUGCGGAAAUGAGAAGGACCAAGUCAGCGGAUUCGCCUGCCAGUCGAAAAGCUUCUUCAUCGCGGAGGCAGUCACCCAGGGAUACCCGACCGCCUACUCCCCCCGAUACAGACCUCUCUGCGGCGAAGAAGGGUAGAGACGCACCGACGUCGGCGAAGGAAGGAGGUGAGGCAGAAUCGAGACCGAGAUCCCGAGCGUCCUAUGCCUCGAGGUCCACCACCAAGGAUGACAAGUCCCGGGUCUCAAAGGUUUCAAGCCAGGCGACCUUUGUCAGGGCGCCAGCUUCCAAGCCAUCCCAUCUCGGAACGAACAGGGACGGAGAAUAUGCCGUGAACAACGGGCGAAGAUCAAGCACCCCUCGUUCUCCCGCAGUCGACGUCGCCGACGGCGACUUGUCUUCUGAAUCCGCGCCGGACUCGUCACCAAAGACGCCUACCCAAACAGCCCAAUUCCCUCCAACCGCCGCCUUCCCGAACGAGAAGCAGUAUCAGCAACAACCCAAUAUCAGGGUUGACCAGACCGACAGCAGAGGCCCGACUCCAUCUCAGAUACUGGCGAAUGAUUUUGCCGCGCGGCCGCCUCCGCCUCCGCCACCCCCUCCGUUGAACAUACAAGAAGCUCCACGGGUCGAUUAUCUUUUGCAGAACGGCGGUCUGCCGCAACCUAUUCCGAGAAACUUCCUCGCAGCGCUCCCCCGACAGAGUGGAACCCGACCUUCCAACCCACCACUUCGAGGCGCCGAGACACUCUUCACCCCCUUCGUUAAUUUACUUGACCAGUAUCAGACCGUCUUAUCGUCCAAUGGCUCGGUUGCCGUCGCUACAGGUCAUCGGACAGUCGCCCGGCGGCUCCUUGAUCGGCUGGAGAAUGUCUUCUCACGAGACUUGCCGCCAGAUGGGUGCUCAUGCAUCAUGUGCGAACGCUCAGGGGAACCCCACCGAGGAUUGGGCUGGGGCGAAGUCCUCGAGAGAGUUAGCGGGCGCAUCGGUCUCCCUCAAUGGCCGCCGUUCGACCUCGCGUCGAUGACGAGCAGAGCGACCGAAGACAUUGCAGAUCUGCCAGUCAGGCCGGCAUCGCCGGUGAAGAUGGAUCCCGAUAUUGCCGAAGAGUUUAGGGAGCACUACCUUAGACAGUCCAAGCGAACCCGAGCAGCAGUCGACAAAUGGAUGUUGAAUGUUGCGGAAUCGCCCGCCCCACCGCCGCAAGAGGUCGACGACGAGACUCUAUCCUUCGCUAUCCUGACCAACCUUGAUCCGGAGGACAGGCCAUUCUUCAACGCCCUUCUCCUGGGCUUAAGAGAGGUGCAGCCAAUAGUCAGGGCCCCGACCCCGCUGCGCAGACCGCGUAACGACUUCGUCAUAAGGUCCGGCCUAGCGUUGCAGAGACUGUACAGGCUCCAACAGGCGCCACGAGACGGCGAGACGGCCGUAUACCUCGUCAAGAACCCGCACAUGCACGACCUCCUCCGCACCAUCACCGACAUCAACCCCUCCGAGUGGGAGAUCCUCAUCUCCGGCCGGUUCGACGGCUUCCUCUGGUCCGGCGCCGACGCCGACGACGCGAUCACCCCUACCGCCGAGAUACCCUCGCGCGGCCAGACGCCCGCCAGCAGCGGCUUCUUCUCGCCAACGAGAACGGCAGCCAUGAGCCCGGCGGGCAUGGCCCGUCACAGCAGCACCUCAGGGCUCGGCCCCGGCCCCGGUCCCGGUUCGCGCACGACCACGCCCUUCAGCGCCUACUCGCGCGGGGCGACGCCGGCGUCCUUCGUGAGCGGCGGCGGCGGCUCCGCGUCGUCGUCGCCGGGCUACCCCAGCCGGCACGCCGUGUCCAACGACGAGGAGACGGAGCUGGCGGCGCUGGCCGAGGUGGAGCGCGACAUCUUCGCGGGCAUGGAGGCGCUCGAGGACGCCUUCGAGAUGCUCCACCGGCGCGCCGAGGCGGUGCGCACGGCCCUCCGGCAGCGCAGCGCGGGCCUGCAGCUCAGCCUGCAGCACCGGCGCGGGGCCGGUGCCGCGGGCAUCGACGUGCUGCCGUCGUCGGGCGGGUCGGCCGCGUACGAGAGGCCGGCGUGGGCGCAGGCGGGCUAUGGCCACGGCGGCGGCGGCGGUGGCGACGAGGAGAGCAUGGCCAGCGAGAGCGACUGGGGCGGCGACGACGCCGAGCUGGCGCCCGAUGACUCGGCCAGCAAUAUCAGCAGCUCGAGGCACAGGCGGCCGAAGAGGCGGAACGAGAGGAGGACCCCUGCGCCGAUCGAGGAGGAGGAGGACGAGUGAGCGGUCUCUCUCUCAGCCAGCCAGCCAGCCGCAUCGUGUGUUGCUUUUCUUACUAUCUCGGCGCUUCAUAUCCGUGGCUCUCGUAGGUACAUUACGGGACUCUCUGGUUGUUUUAUUGGUGUUCCACUAUCGCACGAUACAUCGACCCUAGAAGAAAAAAGAGGGCGAUGAUCAGAAAGACUGGAAGAACGACUCUCAAGGGGAGCACCGGUUGGCUUUACUGGCUUUUUUUUCACAUUAUACCUAUUCGAAAGUAUUGUCUGGCAUAGUCAAGCUGGGAGAUUCCAUCCUUUCAGGAAUAAAGUGGGAAUCUCGUAGUGUGUGUAUGUGUGUAUUAUUCAAUUCAUGUCGAAAUCGUUGCCUUCUGUCUCCCAACUAGCCACCGA
Phialemonium atrogriseum is the source of this 3583-nucleotide messenger RNA. RefSeq lists its product as uncharacterized. NCBI's taxonomy places the organism in Eukaryota, Fungi, Ascomycota, Sordariomycetes, Cephalothecales, Cephalothecaceae. Gene Ontology annotation, molecular function: DNA binding. The record is from RefSeq and is a predicted model, not a curated record. Gene Ontology annotation, cellular component: nucleus. Bases 357 to 3197 code for a protein of 946 amino acids. The transcript has a single exon.